UUAGUUUCCGCAAUGAAUUCUUUACCAGCAAUGUUAUUUCUCACAACUCUGCUGCUGCCAUCAAUGUUCACUGAAGGAAGACUCCCCAAGGCAGUAAUGUUUGAAGCAUCCCUGAGGCAUCUGGCAGGUGAACAGGUGAAUCUCAGGCUUCACAGAGGUCUGUGGCAGCAGCCUGGACCACUGAAAUCAGCAUGGUCUCCAGUGGCAAUGUGGACCACAGUGGUCCCUCAAGCGACCUUGGAAAGGAUGCUGUGUUCCUCUGAUCAAGAUCAAACGUUGUUUGAAGAUUUGGCCAGUGCUAAUCAACACAAGUUAAACAUCUCUAAAAUCUUGACUGCCCUGAGAAAAUGUUGUACUCAGAAUCAUCAACUAAACACAUGA
Molecule: messenger RNA, 381 nt
Organism: Psammomys obesus (fat sand rat)
Lineage: Eukaryota; Metazoa; Chordata; Mammalia; Rodentia; Muridae
Product: exocrine gland-secreted peptide 1-like
Exons: 3
Coding region: 13-381 (122 amino acids)
Molecular function (GO): pheromone activity
Source: RefSeq, a predicted model, not a curated record